Messenger RNA from Monascus purpureus, 1819 nucleotides. The record is from the annotation of a GenBank genome assembly. Lineage: Eukaryota; Fungi; Ascomycota; Eurotiomycetes; Eurotiales; Aspergillaceae.
CUCUAUCACAACCCUGUUGGAUUCCUCCUACGUUGUACACCUCCAUGCCUCGAUUCCGCGUUACGCACUUCUGUCCUAACGCCAAGCGCUGGGCUUCUGGGCGUCUUGGCGAAGCCACCUCCUUCUCCCUCCGCUACCAUCCCCCCUCUCCGUUCAUCAAAUUCUUCCCUGUUUCCGCUGGUCUGGAGUCUUGUCCUCCUGCUGUCUCCUGCUCCCCUCCGCUGGCCUUCCUGCGACAUAAAAGGCCCACGCCUUUCCCUCUCCGCCUCGUUCCCUCGCCAUAGCACUUACGCCUCCCCCCGGAUUACCUCUCUUCUCCACGCAUACCAGAUGCUCGCCCUGUCGCCGUCUUUACGCUAUGCAGUGACACUCUAAGACUGUUCCUGUCUGUAUACGGGUUGUACAACGUUUGUGCCCCUUCCACCGGUGGAAGCCGUGCCAUAUAAUCUAUCCUUCCAGCGAUCCGCCUAGGGAGCCGUCAUAUCCUCCGGUGACCUAUCUAUGCGCCGCUGCAGCAGCAGGAGAUGCUGUCUCAGGACAAUGGUCAACACUUCGUACCAGAUCCCUCCGGCUUUACGCUUGUGACUCCGCCCGCCGCAUAUAUCCUGCCCCCAUUGUAUAGCUCCAACCAUUACGGUCACCGCGAUCUCCAAUUGGAGUCCACUAUUCCCUCCGAAGAACCAAAGCCCCGUAUUUCAGAUUCCUCGAGGACAGCUAGUCGUCAGCAUUGGUCGGUCGGGCUUCCUAGGAUAGAACCGGACUUAGCGCCGAACGAGCCGAAGAACGGUUCGAUAUUAACACCAACAUCGAGCAGCAGUGGAGCUCCACGUAAGGAAGCGCGCAUCCAGAAUAGUCGGCCCGCCAGGUCGUCAUAUAUGCCUGAAGAUAGCGUCUCUCAUAGUGCGUUGCGCAUGGACGAACGAUCCAGUCAUGGCAGUCAAAGUGCGCUUCUCUUGCUCUUUCGAUUAUCGAUCCCUGUCCCCCUCUUUUCUCUAGUCUCCUGCCUCUAUACGAUCAUGUCCCUCUUCUUCGUCCUCCUUGUCUCUCCCCUUCGCAUCUGCUCUCUCACUUCGUGCUUCAAAUCCACAUCCUUCAGCGCACAGCUCUGUGACCUGUUAGCACCGGUAUUACAUGUCCACGAGCGCUUAGUCUGCGCGCAAAUACCGCCCAGUCGCCGAUCAUCCACGCAGCGGAUCAACGAUAACUCCAAUGAAUCCAUACCCUCAGGGUCGAGCAAGUACUACUCGAUACCCUGGUUGAUUCUUGUCCUCUCCCUCUCUUCUUUCCUAUCCAUCGGACUCGUCCUCACUGCGUGGACAGCAGCGUUCUUCUGGCUCUUCGCCAUGAUCUUGGGCAACCCGGAACCAGACAGCGCCGAGCGGGAGAAAGACGACGGCCGUGCCGCGGUGCUGGGUGUUAGUAACUGGUGGGUGAAAUGGUUGCGUAAAGCUAGAAAGCGUCCUCAGUAAUGACUGUUUCUCUUUCUUUUUGGGAAGGAACAUGACGAAUCCGUGACCUGUCUGGCGUUUGUUGGUUUUAAGAGGUUCUUUCUGCGGAGUAAUAUUGUGUAUAUGAUACCUAUGCGGUCGAAUUAUUAUCCGGAUCCGGGCUGUUUGUUUUGUUUUAUUUGUUUGUUUGUGUCUUGUGUCUAGAACUGAACUGCCUCGGCGUAAACAGGACAGGCUUUCUUUUCUUCUCUUUACCUUGUUAAUAUUCUUUUUCUUCAUCCCUGCAUCUACUUUUCAAUUCUCUGAUACUAUUAUUUCCCUGGCUGGGAAGUGAGGAAAGGGAAAUUCAACUAAAGAAAAAAGAAAAUAAA